Alternaria atra is the source of this 369-nucleotide messenger RNA. RefSeq lists its product as uncharacterized. Bases 1 to 369 code for a protein of 122 amino acids. The record is from RefSeq and is a predicted model, not a curated record. Lineage: Eukaryota; Fungi; Ascomycota; Dothideomycetes; Pleosporales; Pleosporaceae. The transcript has 2 exons.
AUGCCCAAAUCCACCGGUCCCCUCAGCGAACAACUCGGCCUCGGCACCGCAAACCAAUCUACACCAAACAACGCAACACAACCCGGCAACAUGACGGACAAGACCACCGCUGCCGCUGACAAGCUCGGCGCAAACAAGGAUACCAAUGCUAUCCCUAGCCAGAACCCUAGCGUGAUUAGCAGCGCAGGUGCUAUUGGAAAGCAGUUCAACCCUGACGGCGCUAUUGGUCAAAUCGGCGAAGCGGUCGGUGGACCUUUCAGCAAGGACGGCGUUAUCGGAAGCCAGUUCGAUGCGAGCAAGAAUGGUAUCGCUGGACAUGUCGAGAGGGCUGUUGAUGGACCCAGCAACCCUGCUGGAAGCUCAAAGUAA